Oryza brachyantha (malo sina) is the source of this 1171-nucleotide messenger RNA. Its product is annotated as E3 ubiquitin-protein ligase SINA-like 10. The coding region runs from base 63 to 998 and encodes 311 amino acids. NCBI's taxonomy places the organism in Eukaryota, Viridiplantae, Streptophyta, Magnoliopsida, Poales, Poaceae. The transcript has 2 exons. The record is from RefSeq and is a predicted model, not a curated record. Gene Ontology annotation, molecular function: zinc ion binding.
CUCUCUCUUCUCUCCUGUUUCCCAAUUUCCCCACUCCCCCGUUCCCUCGACGACGAAACCCCAUGGCCAAGUUCACCUUUGACGACGCCGACGAGGACCCUCCCGUCGCAUCUGGCGCCGAGAAGAGGAAGCGCGACGCAGGAGAUGACCCUGUCGACGGAGAAGCCCCCCGGCCCCGGAAUUCGGCGGUUGCGGCGGGCAGCGAGCAAGCGGUGCCCGGGGAGGGCCUGGCCGACGGGGAGGUUGAGGGUGCUGGCCUGAACGUGCAGAUCGACCCUGACGUGCUCGACUGCUCCAUCUGCUUCGACUCCCUCCGCCCUCCCCUCUACCAGUGCCAAAAUGGCCAUGUAGCAUGUUCUGCCUGCUGGUCCAAACUCAACAACAAGUGUCAUGUUUGUUCUCGCGAUGCCAAUUUUGCACGAAAUAUUGCAUUGGAGAAGAUUGUUGAAUCAAUCAAGUCCUCAUGCUCUUAUGCCAAGUGGGGUUGCUGCAAAUUUAUUAACUACGCACAAAGAGAUACCCAUGAAGAAUCUUGUCCUUUUGCCCCUUCAGUUUGCCCUAUUUAUGGCUGUGGAUAUAAUGGAUUUACAGGACAUUGGUCACAACACUUCCUUUCCAGACAUCGUUCUGAGGUUUUGCGGUUCAUCUAUAGUCAGCCUUUUAAUGUAAAUCUUGAGGUAUCAGUGCCUUUCCUAGCACUUCUUGGGGAGGAUGAUCACCUAUUCCUUCUCCUAAACAAUAGCAUGAUGCCCUUCGGGCAUGCACUUUCAGUAGUUUGUCUAAGGACUGGCAAUCUAAAUUGGAAGUUCUCCUACGAAAUUGAAGCAACUAGUAGAAAGAAACCUGAAAACAGACUGCAACUGAAGGCUUCUGUCUCCAAUACAAAGCAUUGGACAGGUCUUUAUCCUGCAGAAGCUUUCCUUUUGGUCCCGUGUGACUUCUGCAAUUCUAGCAACAUAGUACUCAAUAUCUCCAUUGAGAGGUGUGACGUUGUAUGAUCUGAAUAUGUGACGUUCUCAAUAUCUAAAAUGUGAAUAGGUGUGUAGAAGUGUAUAUUCAGCGUCUACUUUUAUGUAUAAAAUAUGUACUACCCGGUGAAACUUUACUUCGAGCAUUUUUAAUGGGAUUAAUGCAUGUGAAACAAACUAGAUUGAUUCCUCAACACCCAAGA